AUGUCUACUCCCUCUCUCUUCACCGUCCGCGGCGCGUCCGAAACCGGCGUAGUCGUGGUCGUCGACGGCGUCCACGCGGAGACCCUGGCUUUGGCGGAGGUCUUGGGCGUGGAAGCCGUCGUGCACACGCCCGUCGGCUCGCGCAACGAACGCACGAACGCCAACGUACGCUUCGCUCUCUACACCGUCUUCGCGCAGUUCCCGGAUGUGGAUAAGGCGAUUCUUCUCGAAGAUGAUUUGCUGUUGGCGCCUGAUGUGUUGAGCUUCUUCCACCAGACGUCCUCCUGGCUCCUGGACCGCGACCCGAGCGUCUACUGCGUCAACGCCUUCAACAGCAACAGCCUUCCCGGCGUGGCCUCUGAUCCGACGAAGGUCCUUCGCUCGGAGGCCUUCCCCAUGUACGGCUGGAUGGUCCGGAGGGCGUACGCGCUGCAGGCCGUGCUGGGAUGGAUUCCUUACGGGGUGGGCGACUGGGACUUCUGGCUCAUGCGGGCGGACUCCCAGCGCGGGCGUGACCUGGUUUCGCCCGAGGUCAGCCGCACCCUCCACGCGGGGUCAUCCGGGACCCACGUCGACGGGUUUGAGCACCGUGUGUACUACGGCCGGAUGAAGAUGACGGAUGACCCGGAUGUCAAGGUGGAGAAUCUGACGAGCAUCCUCUUGGACAACUACAUGCGGAAUCUAACGGACGAAAUUAAGUCCGCUGAAAUGUUGUCGCCAAAUCCUUUAGAAGAAGUUCUUGUACCCGAAGGACAUCCGGGACCUUUUGUGGUGUUCGUGAGGUCCGGCACAAGGAAUGAUGAGUUUUACAGCUUCAGGGUAUUCAUGAUGAGCCUCCACACCUACUACGGGGACAUGCGAGAGGUGUUCCGAGGUGUCAUGAGGUUCAGGGUUCAAGGAGGUCGUCUGCUGUACGUCGUGGGCUGCCCUCUCUCUCAGGAAUUCUGUAAAUACAAUUCCAAGGGCUACGUGACUCUCACGCCUUCGAAACAGCUGAUUCGCGAAGUCCUGCUGAAAGUCGACCGCUUCGAAGCCAGUCUUUUCGAACCCCGCGUCCGACACAGGGUUCACGCGAGCGACCCGGCCAAGGAGGCAGAGCUGCUGGACCUCGUGUGAACGGAGGGUCUCUGCUCAGGCUGAGGGGCAUUUGUAGUGCCAUUACAUGGGUGCGUACAUGGGUGCGUAU
Molecule: messenger RNA, 1186 nt
Organism: Penaeus vannamei (Pacific white shrimp)
Lineage: Eukaryota; Metazoa; Arthropoda; Malacostraca; Decapoda; Penaeidae
Source: RefSeq, a predicted model, not a curated record